UGCUACUUUUAGCAUGCCAAAGAAAGUCAGGUCUUUUAUAAUUCAAUGAGAAUUACACAUAACGAUUCACCCCAGUGGGGUCGACAGAAGAACCAUUAUCUAAGUAUCCCCAUCUUUUCAAGCUAUUAAGCCCAGCCAGAAAAGCCCUUACAAAAACCUAUGAAUAUUAAAUGGCACAGGAACUGGGGGCUAGUUUGUGACAUCUCUUCUAAGCAAGCAGAGAGGACGCAGACCGUACCCUAAACACUAUUGCACAAGUCCAAGCAUAAAAGCCCAAACCCAAGGCCAAUUCCCAAACCCUAAUAGAGCUUGCAAGCCAGGUCCAGUUAUGAGCCCACAUCCAGCUACUGUGGGCACCCAAAAAUCUGGGCACCAAAUCUAUCAUCGGGUCACCACCGCCAUCACCUGCAGUGUUGCCACCAGUGUAGAAGCCUCCAACGCCGCCGCUGAGGCAUUGCAGAUCUCUAACAAGGAUUAAAACACAAACCUCGCAGCUGGAUUUGCAAAGGACACCCAAGCAUCUAGGCACCAGAGCCUUCGUGCAGCCACCUCCAGCAACCCUUCUGGCUCCACUCGCGUCACAUCCUCCGUCAAAUCUCGCCAGCAACCUGACCUCCGACGUCGAACACGCUCACACUCGAACCAUGGUCUCUUGACCCCCAACCCGGAUGGCCUAACCACCACUCCUUCCGGCAACCAAAGAUCACCUAAUCAUUGCUUGCCGCAUCCUCAUCGAGAUUAGGCGUCGAGAUCACUACCUCCACCUGCUUUCGCCCAGCUAGCGAGAAGUCACCAUCAACGCCACCACAUAGCGUCACAGAAAAAAGAAAAAGAAAAACUAUUCCCCACGACUGGGGGCUGCGCCACCGAACGCUGUCGUCACCCCCCAAGAAGCCGGAGAGAGGAAGCAAAGCACAUACACCUCCACCGGCUCAGUUUGCCGUGUCGCUGCCAAGAAAACCUAGCGUAGCCCUCAUCCUUUCUAAAGAUCGAUGCAUCACAGCAUUCUUAGAUUUUGACUCAAAUUCAAUCUCUCAGCAAUUCCCAAAGUCACCACAUUGCUGGGUUUCCUCAGGGCAAGUCUCUAGGGUUCUUCUGCGAAUUUGGUCAGGUGUGAGUUAAAGAAGGGUAUGGCAUCGACAGAGUGUCAACCAUAUUCUGUUUCGGAGUACCAUUUCGUAGAUGAAAAGGAUGAAUGUGUCUCAUUUCAUGUAUUGCCUGUUCAAUGGAGUGAUGGUGAGAGACAGGAUGGCGAGAAUGUAAAGAUAUUUCUGCAUGGAACCGCUGAUAAUGGGGGGAAUUUAUGUAAGCAUGUUAUUGCAUGGAAGUUUGACAUUUCGAGUGAAGAGCCUGAGAUAUUGGUUCUCUCCGAGGAAAAUAGUUGGAUCAAGCUUGGGAAGCCGAGGAAGAGCUUUGAGGACACUGUUAGGUCGAUCUUGAUAACGGUGCACUGCCUUCACUAUGUGAAGAGAAAUCCUGAAAAAUCCAGAGAAUGUGUGUGGAAUCACCUAUCUGAAGUUUUCAGGUUGUAUGUGGUCAGGCCUUCUCAAAGUGAUUUGGUGGAUCACAUGCCUCUCAUCGGUGAUUGUGUUAACAGAUAUCAUGCCUUAGCAGAUUCCAAGUUUUUGGCCAAACUUUUUGAAGAGAAGACAAUGAAGAGGAAACUCUCUGAUGAGGAUACUGAAGCUAGAAAGAAGCUCAGAAUUAUGAUCGAUGAUGUAAAAGAUGAUAUGAUUCAUGCAGAAGAUGAGGAUAUCGAUAACCUGUUUGGUGAGGUCUGUGCUUUAUGUGACGAUGGUGGCAAGAUCAUUUGUUGUGAAGGGGGGUGCCUAAGGUCUUUUCAUGCAACUGAGGAGGCGGGUGCCGGAUCUUAUUGCAAAUCUCUUGGCUUUAUGCAGGAUGAUGUUGUUGGGAUGCAAAAUUUCUACUGCAAGAACUGUGAACAUAAACAGCACCAGUGCUUUGUCUGUGGGAAGUUAGGUUCCUCUGAUAAGUCCUCAGGUGCUGCUGAGGUGGUUUCCUGUGUAUCCCCAAACUGCGGUCGAUUUUACCAUCCACAUUGUGUUGCAAUAUUACUUUACCAAGAUAAUGGAGUUCCUGCUGAAGAACUUGAGAGAAAGAUUGCUGGUGGGGAAUCUUUUACUUGUCCAAUUCAUAAGUGCUGCAUUUGUAAACAAGCAGAAAAUAAGAAGGAUAGUGAGUUACAAUUUGCUGUGUGCAUGCGUUGUCCAAAAUCGUACCACAGGAAAUGCCUGCCAAGGGAGAUUGCUUUUGAAAAUCAAGGAGAAAUGCUAGAAGGGAGAUCAAUAAUAAGAGCUUGGGAUGGUCUAUUACCUAACCGUAUACUCAUAUAUUGCACAAAACAUGAUAUAGAUAUUGAAUUUGGAACUGUAAGAAGGGACCACAUAAAAUUCCCUGAUGUCAAACAGAAUAUGAGCACUCUCAAAAAGAAGAAGAAGACUAUUUUAGAAGAGAAGUGGAAGCCAAUGUCAGAAUUCCUUGCAGACGGAGACAAAGUUGUGACUAAGAGAAAUAUUUCCUUGGAUAAAAAUGCUCCUACAGCACUUAAGACACAAAAGCCAUAUGUUCAAGAGAAGAAGACUAGGAAACUUAUGUCAGAGCAGAAACCUGUGUCUAAGAAGAGCGAUUCUUUUUUGGAAGAAUCAGUUGGGGAAGGAAGUGAUCCUGUACUAUCCACACUAGUCAAGAAGAAGCUUUAUUCAGUUAAAGAGAAGAAGGCUACUUUUGUAAAAGAGAAGACUUUUGUUGAAGAGAAAAAAAGCCAACUGACAUCAACGGUCUCUGUAGACAGAGAAAAAGCUGUGUCGAAGAGGAGAACUCCUUCCUCUGAAGGACUAUAUAGUGAGAAAAGUGCUCCUACAAUAUCCAAGAAAAAACAGAAGCCAUCUUUUGUUGAAGAAAAGAACAAUAACCUUGUAAAAAAGAAAACUAUUGUUGAAGAGAAGAGGAAACAGACGUCAGAGUCCCUUGUUGAGAGAGAGACAGCUGUGUCCAAAAAGAAAAAUCCUUCCUCGAAAGAAUCCUAUAGGGAAAGAAAUGCUUCUACAACUCCCAAACAGAAGAAGAAGCCAUCAGAGCUCACUGUGGAUGGAGAUGAGGCUGGGUCUAAGAAAGGAAGUCCUUUGGAAGAAUCAUUAAGUGCAAUUGCUUCAACUGUACCCAAACUGAAGCAGAAGUCGACUUCUGCCGUGAAACUGGGUAGUAACAAAAAUAGGGAAAAGACGUUUUCCGGUAUAGAUAUUUCAAGGAUGGUGAAACGAAAUAAUUCGCUGAAAAAUGAACUCCAGGCUUCCAUGUCUGAGAAAAUCAAGACCUCACUGGAUGAAGAGCCAUUUUCUUCAAUGGAGUAUGAGCAGGUGAAGCUCGGGAACCUGGAUACACCUGAUGCUAAUACAGCUAGUGAGAUACACAAGGAAAUGCCACCACAUACUGAAUGUGGUGACGAUGGAAAUCAGCAUCCUGACCCCAGCAAGUCUCGUAUGCACUGUGCUCAUGCUAAUGGUCAAGUCCAAUUCAAAAUUCCUGAUGAUGCAGGCAGAAGGUGCACCACGAGUAAUGAUGAGCCUCGUUCGAGUGUUACCAAUCCUGGGUCUGGCAAUGAGAAAGGGUGCAAGAGAGAGAACUCGGGAAAACCAUAUUCAAAUGGGACGAAACAGAAACAGAAACUGAGAACAGAAUUUGACAGAGUCCCACCAGCUUGCAUUAAAGGGAAGCAAGAUCCUAUUUUUUCAAGAGGCUUUGAUCUAGUGGGUCAAAAUUCAGUAUAUGACCAUAUUAGGACAUUCUCAUCUACUUUUUACAGCGAUAUAGGUCAUGCUGCCGACUCGUUAUCUAGUACUCACGGAUUAGCUAUGCCAUCAGAUGCAACUAAAUUGGUUGGUCCAAGAGCACCCCAACCUGGUUACCUGGAUAGGUGUAUGGGUUUCGCUCCUGGUCCGCAGCUGAACUAUUCACUACAGAGUUCAGCUGGUUGGAUCGAUGAGUAGUUGCAUACUUUAGUGGUUUCUUUGGUGAAUUGUACAAGGUCUUUAGUAAGGUUACAUGUCUUGGUACUUUACUAAUUAACUCUCCAAUUGCUUUCUACUUUUUUGGUUUCUUGUUUUUCUUUUUCGUUUUUUCGGCUCUUAAAUGAUGCUUGCUAAAAGGUCUAGAUUACUAAGGAAGGUGCCAUCCAUUUGUUAGAUUUUGAAGAUGGCAAUGAUCGAGUGUCUCGUUCUCGUUGCCUGUAGAAAUGCAGCUAUGGGUUCAAGAGGGCACUUGUACCCCUCAUGAGGCUAGAGAGCCAGGGGCGUCUUAGGUCAUACGGUUUUCAUUUGAAGUGAGCAAUAUGGUGAACAGGUAAGUUCCUCAGUGGUUGAGUUGUGUCCAAGUCCUUGAAAUCCAAAUGUUCCAAGUAGGGGGAUUAUUAAUGGGGCAUUAUAGACAAGCAUAUGCAAGGCAUUUUGCUCGAGGAAGUGACUGUAAAGCCCGCGCAUCUGGGGAUUUUGUUUUAUUUUUAUUUUAUAUUUACCUAUAAGUUCUUACUGGUAUCUAAUUUUGAGUACCUUCAAUUUUUUAUUUUUUUUAGAAGGAAUAAAACCUUUUGAAACUAAUCUCAGCAUUACAACUGUUUGAAUAGGUUGUACCAUA
This is a messenger RNA of Rosa rugosa (rugosa rose), 4650 nucleotides long. Its product is annotated as protein ENHANCED DOWNY MILDEW 2-like. NCBI's taxonomy places the organism in Eukaryota, Viridiplantae, Streptophyta, Magnoliopsida, Rosales, Rosaceae. The record is from RefSeq and is a predicted model, not a curated record. The transcript has 11 exons. Bases 1131 to 4007 code for a protein of 958 amino acids.